GUAAUUAAUAAAAGCAAAAUGCUUUAUUAAGGCUAAUAAAUAAACACUGUUGAUAGUAAAACUUACGUGCACCAGCUUUCAUCUUCUGCAUUUGUUUUUCGUUAUUCGAACUUUCGAACAAACAAAACUGUUCUGGGUGCAUGGAUUUCAGAUGAUUUUUCAAAGACGAAGUGGUACGACCCUUGCGAGAAUAUGUUUUAUUACAUAUUAUACACUCAGCUUUAUUUCGAUCAUCAUCUGGUUUAAAAUAAGUCCAAAUCUCACUUUGCAUCGGUGGUGCCAUUGUAGAUUCACUUGUCCAAUAACAUCCAAAAACAAAACGUUCACAAUUCGCGCAACCCCGACUAAACACGUUCUGAUGUGCGAAACGGAACACCGAAAGUAGAAUUCUUGUCUUCCUAUUGGUCAGUACAUCACGAGUGCACGCUAUGCGUCACUCGUCGGCUCCAACUAAUUUAUUUCUUGUCGCGACUUGCACCACAUUUACAUCCGCAUCCGCAUGAGUUCCGCAUUGAUUAUAGGGUAUUCCACGAUUUUUUUUUAAUGCACUACACGAAAGAAUAUCGUCUACAAAAUGCGAAGAUGUGGUCAAUAUUUUUUUUUUACUUUUCAAUAACUCAAAAAAAAAAAAGUUAAAUUUAAAGUAAUUUUUUUCCCGCGGUUAAGUUGUGCAUUACGUACGUCAUGAUGACGUACGUAACGCUGACCAAUGGGAUCAGCGUAGCGAUGUGGCAACUCCGCUCACGCUGCUUUAAAGUUAGACGACAUCGGUAUUUAGCCAUCUUGAAUUCUUAUUGGGUUAUGAUAGGUUAGGUUUAUUUAUGUUUGGUCGAUCUUAGUGUUAACGUUUUGUAAUUUGCUCUCAUUGACGCUUAAAAUAAUUUAAAAAGUCAGUCGUUUCCAUUAUUUGACAUUGUUUGUUUAAACACGCGACUUACAACUUAAAAUUGUGUAGGAAGAUUAUCUGGGAAAAUACGGCACAGAAUAAAUAGUCACAAUGGAAAGUGAAUAUGAGCAAGCUACUUCUACCAAUCUCCCUGUAGUUGAUGAUGUAAUGAUAGAUUUGUAUUAUCGAAGAAAUGUGAAUUUUCUGAUACCAGGUGUUGAAAAUGUGAAAACCGAACGUGGAGCUCGUGCAACUUACGGCGACGAUGCUGUUGGUUAUGUGCAGUUGAGACGACACGAUGAGAUUUGUACUGUCAAAGCUUUGAUUGCACCAGAACAUAAAGUUCGCCUAAAAGGCUAUGAAGUUUCAGUAAGAAUAAAUGAGUCUGAACAAUGCAUAAUUGACUCAAAGUGUUAUGACUGUGCUGCAAGUGAAGGUAUGAAUGAUUUUAUGUUGUAUGAGUGUAUGUAUUACGUCUACUUUUCAGGUGGUUGUAAACAUGGUGUAGCCUUACUGUUCUGGUUAUACAGACGUACCUUGGAGCCUUCAGUGACUUCUGUUGAAUGUUAUUGGAGGAAGUCUACUCUGUCUAAAGUUGGCAGUACUAUAAAAGGGCAAAGAAUGAGAGAGUUGUUUAAUUUUCGGCAAGUUCCUUCUUUACCAACAAAAGGAACGGCAUUUUUGGACAAAGUAAUUUCUACCGCAUUAAAAUCAGAUAGUCAUUCAAUUCUUGCUACAAUGUAUAAGAGUGAAGUGAAUAUUUUGGAGAAAGCUUCGUUGUACCAUUUAUGUCUUUCUUAUAAAAAAACGACUGAUGCACCAAAUGCAGAAGACUUCAUAUCGUUUUGCCAAAAUAAUUUAAAUAGUGAAAUUUGCAAAAGUAUAGAUACUUUAACAAUAUUGCAGUCACAAUCUAAAGCCUGGUUUGAUGUUAGAUAUGCGAGAAUAACAGCUUCAAAGCUGCAUGAAGUUGCUCACUGCAAAACUGUUGAUGGAGCUACAACUGCUGCAGUUCUGACAGCAUCAAAAUUUAGAGGAACAAAGGCCAUGAAAAGAGGCCUUAACCUUGAAGAAGAUGUCUUAAAAGUCAUAGCUGAGGAGAAAAAUAUUAAAUUAGAAAGAGUAGGAAUGACCAUAAAUCAUAUGUACCCAAUAUUUGGUGCCUCGGCAGAUGCAAUGUCUGAUAAAUAUUGCGUUGAAAUAAAAUGUCCAAUAAAGACAAAUACUGUAAAAAAUUACAUUACGCCAGAGGGUGAAAUAACUCCUAAACCAUAUGCACAACUGCAGCUGCAAGUGUUUCUUAGUAAAAAACAAUGGGGUUUAUUUUGCGUUGCAUCUCCAUCUUUUGAAACGGACAGAAAUGUGACUAUAAAGGAAAUUCCUUUGGAUGAAAAUUUUUGUCACAAUGUAAUGGAGUAGGCACAAGCUUUUUGGAAAAAAGCGAUUUUUCCAAUUUUAAUUAACUGAUGUUUUCAAUAAUUAUACUUAUUUAUUUCAUAAUUAUUUCUUAUUCAUUUCAAUAAUAAAUAAAUCUAAAUCCCGUUAUACCCCAAUCCCCUAGUAUCAAUAAAAAAAAGU
Molecule: messenger RNA, 2464 nt
Organism: Zophobas morio
Lineage: Eukaryota; Metazoa; Arthropoda; Insecta; Coleoptera; Tenebrionidae
Exons: 3
Coding region: 998-2305 (435 amino acids)
Source: RefSeq, a predicted model, not a curated record